Arabidopsis lyrata subsp. lyrata is the source of this 1267-nucleotide messenger RNA. RefSeq names its product IQ domain-containing protein IQM1-like. The transcript is spliced from 7 exons. The record is from RefSeq and is a predicted model, not a curated record. Lineage: Eukaryota; Viridiplantae; Streptophyta; Magnoliopsida; Brassicales; Brassicaceae. The coding region runs from base 1 to 1011 and encodes 336 amino acids.
AUGUGGGCACGAGCUGCUAAGGUUGGGAAUGGCUUAUCAAAAGAGGAAAAGGCUCAGAAAUUAGCUCUUCACCAUUGGCUCGAAGCUGCAGAUCCACACUGCCUAUAUCUUUGCGAGUUUUCAUCAAAGUCAAGUGCCGUUAUUGAUAUUGCUUCCACGACUUGCACUUUCUAUUAUGAGGUCUGGUCAGAGAGCAAAUCACCCUCACAGCCAUUCUUUUACUGGUUGGAUAUAGGAGAUGGCAAAGAUGUAAAUCUUGAGAAACAUCCUAGAAACGUUCUGCAAAAACAAUGCAUCAAAUACUUAGGACCGAUGGAGAGAGAAGCAUAUGAAGUGAUAGUGGAAGAUGGGAGACUAAUGAAUAAACAGAGCAUGACUCUGAUCAAUUCAACAGAGGAAGCCAAGUCGAUUUUUGUACUUAGCACGACUAGAACCUUAUACGUAGGGAUUAAAAAGAAAGGCGUUUUCCAGCACUCAAGUUUCUUAUCUGGAGCCGCCACUACAGCUGCAGGAAGAUUGGUCGCCCGCGAAGGGAUCCUUGAGGCUAUAUGGCCAUAUAGUGGACACUAUCUCCCAACAGAAGACAACUUUAAAGAGUUCAUAAGCUUCUUAGAGGAGCACAAUGUUGAUCUCACCAAUGUCAAGAGAUGUUCUGUGAAUGAGGAAUAUUCGUCAUUCAAAUCAACUGCAGAUGAAGAAGAAGAAAGAAAGGAAGUCUCAGAAGAAAUUGAGAUGCCUUCAGAGCAGGAAGAGAGAGCGAGACAUGUGUUUGAUCCUGUAAAGAGACUGUCUUGUAAAUGGACAAGUGGAUAUGGUCCAAGAAUUGGGUGUGUUAGAGAUUACCCAAUGGAGCUACAGGCACAAGCACUGGAGCAAGUCAGUCUCUCUCCUCGGGUUUCGCCAGCUAAUUCUUAUGGACCAAUUCCAUCUCCAAGGCCUAGUCCUAAAGUGAGGGUGUCUCCACGCUUAGCAUACAUGGGAAUCCCAAGCCCUAGGGCUGUAAAGUGUUGAAAUUUAAAACACACGUUUUUACUUGUUAUCCAAGAAAGGGUGGGGUUAGAAGAGAAGAGAAACUAACCUCCAUUUUUCUUUCUAGUUACUUUAAUUUCUUCUGUAUAUUUCUCGAGUAUUGCAACAUUUUGUUGUUCUUUUGAUAAAUUCUCUGGUUAGAUCAAGACUUGAUAAUGCUAGAGAUAGACACAGUCGACUUGUGGCCCAUUUGGGUAAAUAAUUAAUUAAAAUUUAUGCAGAAAUUAACAUUUUUGAA